AUGGAUAGGCUUAACGGAGCACCACGUCUCAUCCUUGUUACUGAUCUUGAUUGCACUUUGGUUGAUCACGAUGAUCCUGAAAACGCCGAUAUGCUUAGGUUCAAUGCGCUCUGGGAAGCUCACUAUCGCCACGAUUCGUUGCUCGUUUACUGCACCGGAAGGUCUUACCUUUCUUACCUGAGCCUAAGGAAAAAGAAGCCGUUGUUGACUCCGGACAUCGCCAUAACUUCCGUUGGUUGUAAGAUUGUAUACGGCGGUGAAUCGACGGUUUCCGAUGAUGACUGGGAGGCUCGUUUGGGUGACAUGUGGAACAGAGACAUUGUUCUCGAGGAAACAUCUAAAUUCCCUGACCUUAAGCUGCAGCAAGAGAAGAGUCAAGAGCAGCAUAAAGUGAGUUUCUCUGUGGAUAGAGAACCUGCUCUUGAAAUAAUGGAGAUUCUUCCAGGGAUAUUACUGGAGCGUGGGGUGGAUGUGAAGCUGGUUUAUAGCAACGACUUUGCUUUCGAUGUAUUACCAAAAGGAGCUGGCAAAGGAGGAGCUUUGACAUAUCUACUUGAAAAGUUUGAGGUUGAAGGCAAGCUGACUUCUAAGAUACUUGUUUGUGGUGACUCUGGAAACGACAUUGAGCUCUUUGAGAUCCCUCAAGCGUAUGGUGUAAUGGUUAGCAAUUCGCACAACGAUUUACUGCAAUGGCGUGAGGAGAAUGCAGUGGACAACCCAAAGAUCAUUCUUGCGUCCGAGAGAUGUGGAGCUGGAAUGAUAGAAGCCUUACAAAGGUUUGAUUUGGGACCAAGCAUCUCUCCAAGAGAUGUUCUGGAUACUCAAAAUUUCAACGUGGAGAUUAUGGAUCCUGCUCAUGAGGUUGUCCGGUUUUAUUUGCUUUAUGAGAAGUGGAGAUGUGGAGAGGUGGAGAGGCCUGAGAAUUAUUUGCAGCAUUUGAAAUCGCUCUCUAGUCCACUUGGUAUUUUGGAACAUCCAUCUGGAGUGGAGAAACCGAUACAUGAAUGGAUAGAUGAGAUGGAGAAUUUACAUGGGGACGAGAGGGAAAUACAGUUUCUCAUUUGGUUGGAUCAAGUUUCCUCUUCUCAUGUUACUUCAGAGUCUUGGCUUGUGAAAUUUGACAAGCAUGAGUUAUCUGAGGGAAAAGUGAGGUCUUGUUCAACAAGAGUCUUACUGAGUUUCCAGGGGGAACAGCAAAAGCUGACGUGGAUGCACAUCCACCAAACAUGGUUAGAUGAUUCCUCUUCUGAUGAUCAAGAUAAAUGGAUUUUCUGA
Molecule: messenger RNA, 1275 nt
Organism: Microthlaspi erraticum
Lineage: Eukaryota; Viridiplantae; Streptophyta; Magnoliopsida; Brassicales; Brassicaceae
Source: the annotation of a GenBank genome assembly